Pseudo-nitzschia multistriata is the source of this 898-nucleotide messenger RNA. Lineage: Eukaryota; Bacillariophyta; Bacillariophyceae; Bacillariales; Bacillariaceae. The record is from the annotation of a GenBank genome assembly.
AAUCGUAGUAKUAGUAGUAGUAGUGUAUUGUAUUGUUGCCAUGGAAAAAUGUGGUCCGUCCCGGUGGGUGGAGCCGGGAAACGCGUCCGCCUACAUGGUGGGAGAGAGGCUGCUCAGGUUGGCAAAGGCACCGGUCAGCUGCGAGGAAUCCACGUCGUCGAACCGCUUCUGGUUCAGGUAUUGGUGGCAGGCAUCGGCCGUUCCGCGSCCCUCGUUGAUGGCCCACACCACCAGGCUCUGGCCGCGUCGGCAGUCGCCCCCGGCAAAGACCCCCUCCACGCUCGUGCGGUAGUCGCCGUACACCGCCUGGAUGUUGUUCCGCUGGUCGACGUUCAGGCCGAGCUCCUCCGUCACGUACGCCUCGGGGGACAGGAAGCCCAUCGAGAGGACCACCAGGUCCGCGGGCCACUCGCGCUCGCUGCCCUCGAUGGCCUUGGGCCCGUUCUUGGUCAUUUCGACGUCCUGCGUCACCAGGGCCUUCACGUUGCCCUCGUCGUCCCCGACGAGUUCCUUCGUCAUGACCGAGUACACGCGGGGGUCUUUUCCCGUCGCCGCCCGGACCUCGGCGUGGCCGUAGUCGAUGCCAAAGACACGGGGCCACUGCGGCCAGGGAUUGUCGCUCGCUCGCUCCAUCGGUGGCUGCGGCAUGAGCUCAAAGUUGGUCACCGAGUUGCASCGGUGGCGCAUGGAGGUUCCGAUGCAAUCCGUGCCGGUGUCUCCCCCGCCAAUGACAAUCACGUCCUUUCCUUCGGCGGUGAUCCAGUUGUCUUUUUCCCACUGGGACUCCAGCUUUCCUUCUUUUGUCAUUAGCAGCUUCUUUUGGUUGGCGGUGAGAAAUUCCUGAAAACCGGUGUGUUUGGAGGGAGACGGGACGAAAAAACAAAACRUGAACAUGAGU